Hermetia illucens (black soldier fly) is the source of this 850-nucleotide messenger RNA. RefSeq lists its product as uncharacterized. The coding region runs from base 110 to 802 and encodes 230 amino acids. The record is from RefSeq and is a predicted model, not a curated record. Gene Ontology annotation, biological process: proteasome core complex assembly. Lineage: Eukaryota; Metazoa; Arthropoda; Insecta; Diptera; Stratiomyidae. Gene Ontology annotation, cellular component: endoplasmic reticulum. The transcript has 3 exons. Gene Ontology annotation, molecular function: proteasome binding.
CAAAGUUGACAGCUAAGAUAUCGACCUAAAUGUCAACUGUCAUCUAACCAAGCAACAUUUUGGCCGGUAUUUGUUGAUUUUUCGCCAGUCACUGCUAGAAAGAUUUAGAAUGGAUUUCGGUGAAAUUCUUGAGCCAACGUCUCGCGCUUUCUGGGAUGGACUAUCGGAAUUGGAGGAAGAACCAAGACCAGCUCCUACUCUGGAAUGGCAUUGGCUUACUGAAGACGGCAAAGAAUCCUAUCCAAAAGAAAUUGAACUAUUCGUUGUCAUCGAGGGAUCACGCAUUUCUGAAUUUGUAAACACAGCAAUAUUAAAAGAUAAAACUCCAAUCUGUAAACUAGUCGGAGGAUCUGGCGCAGUUUACCUUCUCACAGAUACAAAAGUUGUUUAUAUUUCUGAAGAGAACGAUCUAAAUUUGAGUGGAUUGACAACAGAAUUACUCCAAAAUUGGCUUCAAAUAGCCAAACGUGUGAUAACCAUCUCAAUACAGCCACAAGUACUGUACAAAGGAAUAGAUUGGAGUGAUGUUAAAAGUUUCGUUUUUAUCCGUGGAAUCAAUUCCGAAAUGGAGGAUAUCAAAGAGUUGGAAGCACCAAAUUUUAUCACUGGAGUGAGUGCAGGAGCUGCUUAUUGGAGAUACCAUAAAAAUUUGUCGAUAUCAUCGUAUGUCGCGUAUAUUGACUCGGAGGAUCUUGACGCCGUUUCAACAGAACCAAUUUUGAAAUUACUACAUGGCAUCGAUUUGCCAUGUGACCGGAAGUUUGUGGCAAGAGCUAAGGAACAAUCACAUUUGUAUAUGUAAUUUGUCUGUUUUUGGUCAAAUAUAUUUGUCUGUUCAGGAAUUAAACAA